AUGGCCGUCCUCGACACAUUCGGACAGCCUCUUGAACGCGGUGUGGAAUACUACAUCAAUCCUGCCAUUUCCGAUAACGGCCGUCAUUUCUCCUUGGUCAACCGGAACAAUUCGUAGCCGUUUUACGCCGGUUAGGAUAAUGUUUCGGGGCCAAAAGGAUACCUUGUAACAUUGGCUCCUUUCGAGGAAGGAGAAAAUGUGGUUAGGGAGACCAAGAACUUCAACAUCACGUUCUCUGCAUUCACAAUCUGUGCUCAAUCGACCGCUUGGAAGGUUGGGGAGCAGGAUCCGGAGACGAAAAGGAGAUUAAUCAUCACUGGAGAUGUCAGAAGCUAUUCAAACUGCUUCUUCAUCAGCAAAGAGCAGGUGGGAGGCAAUGUCUACAGAAUAGUAUGGUGUCCUGCUGAACUUUGUCCUACUUGCAUGUUUGCUUGUGGAAAUGUGGGUGCUCUGGUUGAGAAUGGGAAGAAACUAUUGGCAUUGGAUGGUUCUGUGCUUUCUAUUGUUUUUGAAAAGGCUUAA
Ziziphus jujuba (common jujube) is the source of this 522-nucleotide messenger RNA. RefSeq names its product kunitz type trypsin inhibitor 104-like. The transcript has a single exon. Gene Ontology annotation, molecular function: endopeptidase inhibitor activity. Lineage: Eukaryota; Viridiplantae; Streptophyta; Magnoliopsida; Rosales; Rhamnaceae. The record is from RefSeq and is a predicted model, not a curated record.